Molecule: messenger RNA, 1137 nt
Organism: Solea senegalensis (Senegalese sole)
Lineage: Eukaryota; Metazoa; Chordata; Actinopteri; Pleuronectiformes; Soleidae
Gene: gjd6
Product: gap junction protein delta 6
Exons: 2
Coding region: 1-1137 (378 amino acids)
Biological process (GO): cell communication
Cellular component (GO): connexin complex
Source: RefSeq, a predicted model, not a curated record
AUGACGGAGUGGACCCUGCUCAAACGUCUCCUGGAUGCAGUCCACCAGCACUCCACCAUGAUUGGUCGCCUGUGGCUCACCGUCAUGGUCAUCUUUCGGCUGCUCAUUGUGGCUGUGGCAACCGAGGACGUGUACACCGAUGAGCAGGAAAUGUUCGUGUGCAACACCUUGCAGCCAGGAUGCUCAACUGUCUGCUAUGACGCAUUUGCACCCAUCUCGCAACCUCGCUUCUGGGUGUUUCACAUCAUCAGCGUCUCAACGCCAUCCCUCUGCUUCAUCAUCUACACAUGGCAUAACCUAUCCAAACUGCCAAACAACACCACCCAAAGGCAGGGACAAGGACUAGGAGAUAUUCCAAGGCAGGGAGGCCCAGAUGCAGGGCGUGAUUGUGGACGGGAAGCAUACGACCGCAGCUGUGACUCGGACAGCUGCUCCAUCCGCUCCCACAAGCAUUUAGGUCAUAGUUUGGCAGAUGUACUGGAAGGCAUCACCAGCCAGACGAGUGCAGAGGGUCAUGUGGUCUCUGGCGGGGUUCUGUCCAAAUGUUACAUCUUUCAUGUGUGUUUGCGUGCUAUUCUGGAGGUGGGGUUUGUCCUGGCCCAGUGGAAGCUGUUUGGCUUCCAGGUGCCUGUCCAUUUCCUUUGUACUUCAGCCCCCUGUAGUCAGCCAGUAGACUGCUACGUCUCCAGGCCCACAGAGAAGACCAUUUUCUUGUGCUUUAUGUUUUGUGUUGGAGUUUUCUGUAUCCUUCUCAACCUGCUGGAGCUCAACCACCUGGGCUGGAAAAAGAUCCGACAGGUGGUGAAGCUGAGGGAGAGGAAAACAUGGGGAGGUUGUCCAGGUUUAAGGGGAGGAUAUGAAACCUUUCCUCCAGACAUCCCUUCGCUAACAUCCUCUUUAGGCUACAGGGACGUGACCAGCACCACUUCUCUCCCCACUUUGGAUCUUGUGGUGGGUCACCAGCCGGACUGGACUUGUGCUGAAAAUUGUGGCAGCAUGAGGAAGCCUGAAGAGGUUAGAGAAAGUAGACAGGAGCAAUCCAAGAGACAGGACUCACAUAGAGGAGAGAAGCAACCUCUGAAGAGCGUGAGGGAGGCCAGAGGGUCCAAGCAGAGGAGUGCUCAGGUCUGGAUCUAG